AUGAAGCACCCUCCGUUGACUACGUUUUCAUCAGUCCCACAUGGACAUCGAAUUUUAAAAUGUUCGAUGAUGGCCAACCGUAUCAACCUCGCGAGGCUUAAACAAACUCCAGCUACACUACUUUACAAGACGUGCUCCAGUUCUCCGGUUUCAAUGCCGAAGAAAUGGUCGCAUAAUUAUCAAACAGGACUUCGCCCACUACAACCAGUGAGUGGCGGUGGGAACAAUCUGAAGUAA
Messenger RNA from Parnassius apollo (apollo), 237 nucleotides. NCBI's taxonomy places the organism in Eukaryota, Metazoa, Arthropoda, Insecta, Lepidoptera, Papilionidae. The record is from the annotation of a GenBank genome assembly.